AUGUACUUCUCAACAGUUCAAGUUUUCAUAGGAACCUUGAUCGUUGUAUCAGCCCACGCAAACCAAUACGCCCAGGAAAGCCUAUAUCCAGCUCCAAAGCGUGCGAGCAGGAAUGAGCCGAUUCAGGUGAUCGAGCUCCCUCUACCUCCAGUUACCCUCAAUGAAACCAAAGGCGGUUGUACCCGACAGGUCAAUCCGCAUGGGACUGGGUGUAUCGGUGCAAACUCCUCCAAUUUGCUAAGCGGGAACUUUCUUCCAGACGGGAAUCAUGUCACAGCUUCCUUGGUGUUCACUGGAGCACCGGAUUCCCCCGAUCCAAGAAGUAACUAUGCUGGCCUCAACCUAAUCAUUGUUCGUACGAAUGGAACACUAUUCCCAAACGGUGACGCUUGGAAAUGUAUCACCUGUGGCGUACCUACGGACCAACAAUAUGGCUUUACAUCUUCGAUGGACUACCAGUAUCCCCAAGCGUUUGCAGAUGGUACUCGCGUUUUGGCGGGAACCUUCAUUAUCGACUGCGGGACUGCACAGCUGGCUAGCCCCCAGUGUACCCCGGAUAAGGUCCACAUUUAUCCAAUACGGUGGAAUACUUCCCCCACAGGCUCCGGAGCUGGGGGCUCUAUUCGUGAACUACGAAAACACCCAGACGAUGUUCAUAUCACCUUUAACGCUAUCUCCUACUCGGGCUCAACUGUGUCCCAGUAUGCUUAUUUUGCGCGGUUACAAUUUAAUCCUGCACCUACAAACGGAACACCACUCACGCCGCGAUACGAUCUGGUUAAUGUGACUGGACUCUACUCCCCCAAACCUACAUCUAUGUUCUCCUUUGAUGGAAAGAAUAUGACGAUCAAUGAUCAGGCCAUCGCGGUGGGAGAGGCACGUGGCUUGAAUGGACUGGGGAACCAAGUUCAGUACCUUGGAUUUCCUGCAGAAUCUUGCAAUAUUGACAUAUUCGAUAUUAACCUAAAGAGUGGAAAGGUUGCUCGAAUGACAUAUGGUCCUGAGUAUGUCGAUCCGUUUGAUGUAUCCCCAGAUGGUGAAUGGGCCGUAAUAAUGGACACUACUACUGCCAAUCGCAUGAUGUUUCUAUCAGGGAUGAGGGGCGUUCCACCUCUUAUUGAUUCGCUCCUCACCGCUGCGAUCUCAUCCAUCCGGAACAACGGUGGACGACGGUUCUUUGUACCGUGGUUGUACAAUCGCGUCAUUCCAUAUGUCAAUUCUGACCACAGUUAUGAAGGGCAGCAGUUAAAUGCUGCAGGUGAUGGGAGCCCGGGCAGUGUGAAUGAUCCAUUCUGGAAUGGAGGUGCCGAUCCUCGAUGGUCUCCAGAUGGUACCAAGAUUGCAUACUUUCAACUGCUCACUGUAGCCCCGGACUGCGGUGGGAGCAAUCCCUUACUGUGUCCUGUAUCCACUGCUUCAGGCGGCCGCACCGCUCGGCUCAUGCUAGCAACUCUCACUAGCCGCAAGCCCUUGAAAACGACGAAGUUGCAGCCUGUCUCCGAUACCGUCCCUUGGGGUGAUCCAUAUGUCCCAGGAAGCACCACACCAUCAGUAUCCAGCCUUUCAUACGGCAACUUCACUUUAACUGGUCAAGUGAGCGGCCAUGCUGAUGUAAUUUUCACUGCCAAUAGCGCUGGGACUGCAUUAGGAACAGUCGACGUCACAUAUCAUAACUACUCUGAUAAUGGUGACAACUUCAUUGCAGGCAGAGAGAAAGUGACUGCUUUAUACCCCAACGCUACAUUGAUUCAUGUGGAUUGGAUCUCCAAUCUUUCUUCCACUGGAAUUAGUAAGAGUACGAAGGUCACUAGCCCCGGUGGUUUCCAUUUCGAAAUUGACAUUGAGGAAAACAAAUUUUACGCAAACGGGACCUUGACAACUACUGUUGAUGGUGUGAUCUAUCGACAGCCUUGUAAUGGUUGCUGA
Molecule: messenger RNA, 1926 nt
Organism: Penicillium malachiteum
Lineage: Eukaryota; Fungi; Ascomycota; Eurotiomycetes; Eurotiales; Aspergillaceae
Exons: 1
Coding region: 1-1926 (641 amino acids)
Source: RefSeq, a predicted model, not a curated record